UUAAUGUGAAUAACUUGACACAUGUGCAUCAGACACUGGCGAAGAGGUUUUAGAAGUACAGAACACUUUAUUUUACCUAUUUUCGUGUAAACUAACAGAGCCUCAUUAGUUUUACUCUAUAAUGUAGAACAACUAGCUAACUUUAGCUUAACUUAAAGAAGACAACGGGCACGGACAGUUGCACGUCUCACCACCGCUCCUCUGUUAUUGGACUUUACCACAGAAAAUGUGUGGAUAAUGAAGGAUCAGUUCUUUGUCAGUCGCUCUGUAGCUAAAGGACCAAAGUAAAGUAUGUCUAAAUGUGCGUCUGGUCACUCUUAAAUGACCAUGCCGAGCCAAACGACGUCCCCGCCGCUGACAGUGACUGUGCUGGCCGCGCUGUGGGUGACUUUGGGUCGGUGCGGUGUCUCCGAGUCUCCGUGGCCAGGAUGUGACAAUGGAAAGCUGUCUUUGGAUAGGGACCUGCCUGCGGUUUAUUGGGACUGUCCAGGGUCUGUCUGGCCAGAGUCUACUCAGAGACUUCCCAGUGUUGACACAGUGUAUGAUCCUGUGCCAGCCAGGCAGAUCUGCAUGGAUACAUCUAUUUCUUACAACCAUACCAUUCCCAACAGUGGAGCCUACAGACCAGUGAUGGCAGAGAGUGGAGAGUACUUGUAUUGUCCUCCUCAACGAUGGCUCCAUAACUUGCAUCAUGGAGCCACUGUUUUGCUGUACCAUCCCUGUGCGCCGCACCACGAGCGUCUCCUUCUGUCAGUCCUGGCCCGCUCCUGUCUGCCAGACUACAUCAUUACCUCAAAUCCACAGCUCAGCGAACACAUGCCAAUAGCCUUGGUGUCAUGGGGUCACACCUUGGAGCUGUCCACCGUCGCCUCCUCAGACAUCUGUGAUUGGCUGGAGACCACGGCAUCCACAGGAAAUGAGUUUGAUGGUGUGCGCCAGAGCAGGAAGUACAACCUGCUGUUAACCUGGUCAGCCGAGCAGCACCGACAGCAACAUGCACACCCAGGGCGACACUCAAAAAUGAAGGAGUCUCUGAAGAGAUGCUGUGAGCAGACCAUCUCUUCUCUGCUGAAUGGAGCAAUGGAGACAGAGCUCGAGUCCAACAUGAAGAAGGAAAGCUUGAAAAUAAUAACAGAGGAAGGCAAGCGCAGGCAGAAAAGAGCUGCCAUUAGAGAAAAACAGGAGAAGGCUGAGGAUGAGACAACACACCAGACCAACAGAACCUCCAUCAGCAGGACAGUAGAUGUUAAGAUCUACACCAGCACACUUGGACCAUCAGCAGAUUCUCCUCCCGGGAACAAGACUCUCUCAGAUCCUCCAGGUCCCGGGGAAGCUCCUUCUCAGUCUAAUAUCCAAAAUACAAAUCAGGGCCUUACACCCAGGCCCUCAACUCCUUUACGAUCAAAUAUGUCUAAAACUACACGUCGAAGUUAUUCUUUAGGAUUCAGGGCUCCUGAGUCUCACAAAAGCAGGCAAACCCUACAGACAGCAGCACAACAGCCCGGUCCUAAACAUGCUGAGCCCAGAAACCCAAACCCCUCUGUUGGGCUGCAUGUUGCUCCAGAUGGUGGAAACAGUGAGCGUAACGAUACUGCCAGGCCCAAAGCCGUGGCCUUCAGUUCCAAACAAGAAGGUCCAGACUCAGCCAAACACAGAGACAAAGACUCCGUUACACACAGCCUGAGAGUAGACGUUAAAGAGAGAGAGUUGGAAGACAAGCGAACACAAAGCCACACACCGCCUCAACACAAGAGUGAAAAGAUUGGCUUUGUUUCCAAAUCACAGUCUCCGCCCCAGCCGAACCCACAGCCAUCCGGUUACCUGUCCAACAGCCACGAGUGUGACGGCUGCAAAGCAGACGAGCACUGUGAAUGCAACAAGGAAUCGGGGGCCUCGGACGCUGUUGUACACAAGGGGCUGCCGAUGACCCCCAGGACAGACGAGGCGGUGUGGGCAGCAGCAGCUCUGGGCUUCCUGCUGAUUCUCCUGACCCUGUCGGUGCUUCACACUCGCCUGUACCGCCACUGGAGGACCUCGCCCAGUCUCUACUGGCACGACCCACAGGGGGACUACGACAGUGUGGCAGAUGUGAUCCGCAGGAGGCUACGAAUUACAAACAGGAGGCGGAAAAGAGGCCGACGACAGGAGUGUGUUCUUCUGCCCAGCUCCUCCAGCUCAGAUGAACAUCCAUAGAAAAAGGAAGGAAACGUCCCUAAUAAUGCACCCAAGUCUCAUCGCAUGUAGAGGAGGUGAAGAGUGGAACAUCUUUGCAACAGCUUGCCUGACGAUGAAAUAGACUGCGAGAGACAAUUUAACCUUGGGUUGUGCAACUCAUCAUCCGGGCAGCAUUCUAAAGACUAACGCUGUAUACAGCCUUAUAGAGCUUACAGUAUGUGUGGUGCCUUAUGAGUAUCUGUCGUGUAUCUUUGCUGUUUAUCUGACGGAGCCGCUAUCAAAAGUGUCUGGAUAACCUGAUGCUGAUGCUGAAAUGCCACAUGGAUCAGAGAGAGUGUCCGUCGUAAACGAAACAUUCAGUAGUUCAAAAGUACAGUCCCCAAGUGAGAAGCAUUAAAGCACAUUUACAAAAGAGGCUAGUGUACAUUGAUGUAAGCUCACACAACUCUAUGCAGUCAUGUGGUUCAGGAUCAUUUGACCCCCUCAGGAAAUCCCUACAAACAUUACAUUAAAGAGUCCAAAGAGAUGUUCCCCGACACAUCACACAUACUUCUUAUUCUGCUCACUCCAAUGUAUUACAAUCAAUAUUAAGUCUCCAGUUCUGCUUUUGUCAAUGUUUCUGUUUUUAUAAAUAUUGUAAUAGUAAUAUCAUGUUGUUUUUAUCUGUGAAGGUUUAUGAUGUGAAUAUGCAAGUUGCUGUUCUAAGCAACACUCGUUGUUAAAUGGUACAAACAUGUGAGCAACUGUAUUUUGAAGACGGUUUUAAACAGACUUUAGAGAAGGAUUUUCAAAGACAAUAAAUUCCUUCAGUUGUUGA
Molecule: messenger RNA, 2992 nt
Organism: Cottoperca gobio
Lineage: Eukaryota; Metazoa; Chordata; Actinopteri; Perciformes; Bovichtidae
Gene: tp53i13
Product: tumor protein p53 inducible protein 13
Exons: 9
Coding region: 322-2193 (623 amino acids)
Cellular component (GO): cytoplasm
Source: RefSeq, a predicted model, not a curated record